CGGCGACUAGUCCGGCAGUCAUGCUGUUGACUUGGGCCGGAGAACACGCUCGUCGCUUGCAAACCCACGGGGAUUUGAUUUGAUUAAGUUGUUAUCAGCCGUCGGUUGGAAACCGUUUCGCGUGGUUUUUUUUUUCGAGUGACAUGGUACAAAGUAACCAGCUAUAGUGUGCUAAAAAAAGUAGUUAAAUUUUUCGGUGGAAUAUAAUCAACAGCAGAAGUAAUUGGAUCGAAAAACGACACGUGCCCGUAAUUGCCGGUUCAGCGCGAAAAUAAGCUAAUUGAAGGGCCUUGGUUUAGGCGUGGUGCAGUACCAGUUCCGAGCCGGCAACGAAGUUUUUAUUCGGCGAGUAGCUGAUAUCAAAUUGGUUCAAAAUGAUGGCACGCAGCUUCAUGGACCUGCUGUGGGACUACGGCGUGUUCAUCGUGUUCAUCAUCUUUUCCACGCUGGUUCCGCUGUGGGGUCGGUUCUUCGGUAAGAAGGAGAAAACCAAAGCGGAUUACGUGUUUGGCGUGGGGACGAUCUCAAUGGGCGCCAUGAUGCUGUCGAUCGCGCGCGGAACGCUCGGAGUGCGGUCCUUUUUGGGCUACCCGAGCGAGCUAUUCUACCGGGGUGCGGCCAUGUGGGAGACGCUGUACGGCAUGGUGACGGCCUAUCCUAUCGUGUGCUUCGUGUUUAUUCCGGUGUACUUUAACCUUGGGGUUACCUCGGUGUAUCAGUAUUUGGAUUUGAGAUUUAACAGUCGCCUGGUGCGUUGCUUGGCAUCCGGAACGUACGUGAUCCGAUCGCUGCUCAACCUGGGCGUUACGGUGUACACACCGACCGUGGCUCUGAACACGGUGAUUGGAAUCCCGUACUGGGCAUCGUUGCUGGGCAUUUCGGUCAUCUCGAUCAUCUUCAACCUGCUGGGAGGCUUGAAGGCGGCCAUCACAGCAGACGUAAUUCAGGGCGUCACCAUGAUCUUGAUCUCGUUCGGAAUCAUUAUCCAGUCGAUGUUUAGUGUGGGAGGAUUCGACAAGAUCUUCACGACUCCGGCCGAGGAUGGUCGGUUGAACUUUUUCAACUUUACUGGAGACUUCACCGUUCGGGUGGACACGACCUCCGCCUGGCUUGGUCAGCUUUUCAUGUCGUUGAGCAUCUUUGGCUGCCAGCAGAACUUUGUCCAGCGCUACCUUAGCAUGAGCACGUUCAAGGAAGUUCGCCGUACGUUAAUGAGCAACAUUCCCGUCGUGAUUGGAUUGUUUUCACUCGCUUGGAUCGUCGGAAUGGGAGUGUACUCAGUGUACGCCCAAUGUGACCCGAUGGCCGCCGGAUACAUCAACAAAAUGGACGAGAUUCUGCCGUUUUUCGUUGAAGACAAAUUCUCCUAUCUCCCGGGAGUUCUGGGCCUGUUUAUGGCAUCGCUGUUCAACGGAGCACUCAGCUUGAACGUUUCCAACCUCAACUCGCUGGCCACGGUCACGUGGGAGGACUUCCUGUCGCAUCUGCCGCGAUUCAAGGGAAUCAGCGAUAAGCAGCAACUGAACAUUAUCAAGUUCAUCGGGUCGGUGUACGGGGUGAUGGUAAUGGGAGUGGGCUUCGCCGUUGGACUGCUGUCGGGCGUCAUCGAAAGCAGCAUGCUCAUGACAUCGGCUACCUCGGGUCCACUGCUUGGUGUUUUUCUGCUGGCAAUGCUGGUCCCCAUGGCAAACUGGAAGGGUGCCGCAACUGGGAUGAUUGUCUCUCACAUCAUCACGCUGUGGAUCACCUUUGGGAGUCUGACAAUCGAGAAGGAAGUUAUGCUUUUGCCAACAUCCGUUGAGAGUUGCACCAAUGAAACCUUCUCCGCCGGUAUCAUCAAACCCUCCAAGUCCUGGCUCCUAUCCAACACUCCCCUCGAAGUGGAGUCCGACUUUUCGUAUCUGGACAGUCCCUUUUCCGACCCCCACAACCAACAAUCCUCAUCCUCCUCCUUCCCGGACAGCCUCUACUCGGUGUCCUACAUGUACUACAGCCUCAUUGGUACCUUCAUCACCGUGAUCGUCGGAACGCUAGUCAGUUACGCCACCGCUCACCGGGACGACGCCUACGACCACAAGCUCCUACAUCCGGCCAUUUAUAGACUCAGUCGGCUUCUGCCCGGGAAGGCGCGCAGAUACGUCAACAAUCCGGACAUUCGUCCCAAGGUGCGGAUGGAGUCCAAGGUUCCACUCGACAAGCUGGAGCAGGACAACUUUGGCUUCGACGGGCAGUCCGAAGCGGUGGUGGUGGUAAGCGAGAAGAAGGUCUCACCCCUGGAGCCGGGGAUUUUCGUCGUCAGUUUGAGUGACAGUGAAAAGAGUUCCACCGUUGAGAAACAGAUCGAAACGUACCGGAAGCUGGACGAAGAUCUGAGGGAAGUGAGGACGUGAGCUUGGUAGCUAAUUUUAAAUUGUUCGUUUGUUAAGCUGGAAACUGUAGAACAUACAAGACUGUGAUACGAUGUAAGCAAUAUGAAACAAAUCCAGAUUUAUUGUUUGUUAGUUUUAUUAGAACAAUCAAGUAGUUACAGCCAGGGUCAACGUAGUAGAAAAUGUGUUUUUAUCUAGACUAAGCAUAAGAGUACAACUAAGAUACGCAAUAAAUCUCCAUCAUUAUUUAGUCA
Messenger RNA from Culex quinquefasciatus (southern house mosquito), 2623 nucleotides. Its product is annotated as sodium-coupled monocarboxylate transporter 1. The coding region runs from base 375 to 2390 and encodes 671 amino acids. Gene Ontology annotation, molecular function: symporter activity. Gene Ontology annotation, cellular component: membrane. The transcript is spliced from 4 exons. NCBI's taxonomy places the organism in Eukaryota, Metazoa, Arthropoda, Insecta, Diptera, Culicidae. Gene Ontology annotation, biological process: transmembrane transport; sodium ion transport. The record is from RefSeq and is a predicted model, not a curated record.